Striga asiatica is the source of this 585-nucleotide messenger RNA. Lineage: Eukaryota; Viridiplantae; Streptophyta; Magnoliopsida; Lamiales; Orobanchaceae. The record is from the annotation of a GenBank genome assembly.
AUGUGGGCCCCUUCCACAUUCGGUUCUUCUCCACCUAUUCAAUCUCUUUCUCUCAAACAUACGCACAGAGCACCACGACGAUUUCUUGCUCUCGCUGGUGAGCAUCUGGCCGCUGCCGACCGCUCGAAUCGGCCCGACCUUCGCCGCCCUCUCCACGAGACCGCUUUUUCCACCGAUCAAUUUCCACGACCUACCGCCGAACACCAGCCCUCGUCGUCGCUGGCGACCUCCGUCCUGGCAACCCUGGAACCCAGCCGCAGAACUUCCGUCUCUCCCCGCAGCACCGAAUUUGAUGGCACCGCCAUGGACGAGAAGCACGCGGGUUCUAAUGGUGUCCAAGAUGUUGACGUACAGGAAGGUGGCGCCACCUCUCAAAUUCGGGCCUCCCCGGGCUCUAUCGGCCGGACUUCAGAGAUCGCCAGGGACCCGAAAUCGCCGGCGAGCAAGACGCAAAUGAAGAUCAAAUUUGAUUAUCUUGCAGUCAGCUUUAUGUCGGAGGCCGACUGCCGGCACCGCCGCCGGCUCCAUCUCCGAUUCAUUCUCAGUGCUGCAAUAUCUUCAUUGAGGAUGCCGGUGGAUGAGUAA